GCGCAGUGCCCGCUGGCGAGAACGCGCAGAAGAAAGAGGCUGUGACGCGAGUUAUGCGCGACGGCGCGAGCUGAAGGACAGCGAGUGUGGAUUAUUAAUAUCAUUAUAUUAAUGUUUUGAGUGAGUGGACCUACAGUUCGCGAUUGAGGAUGAGCGUCGGUCUGCUGUCACGCGCACUGAGCGCGCUCUCUGUGUCGCGCGCCGCCUCACCUCAGAUCGCGAGUGUGUCCGGUGUGUCCGCGGCUCUGACCGGAAGUCGCGGCUUCAUGACGAGCGCGUGUGAGUGUCAGAACCGGAGCCUGUGGAAGCAGAGAGAGAAGUACACCGUGCGACCGAUCGGCAUGAAGAAGACCGGGGGACGAGAUUACACAGGGAGGAUCGUGACUCACGGUAUCGGCGGCGGACACAAGCAGCGCUACCGUAUGAUCGACUUCCAGCGUCUGCGCUACGAGCCGGGCCGCGAGGACCAGCCCAUCGUGGAGAAGGUGGUGGAGGUGCGGUACGACCCCUGCAGGUCAGCUGACAUCGCGCUGGUCGCCGGCGGCAGCCGCAAGCGCUGGAUCAUCGCCACGGAGACCAUGGAGGCGGGAGACGUGAUCCGGUCGUCCAGCGCCAUCGGACGCAUGGCGGUUCUGGCCAAAGAGGGAGACUCCCAUCCGCUCGGAGCUCUUCCCAUCGGCACACUCAUCAACAACCUGGAGCUGCUGCCCGGGAGAGGAGCGCAGUACAUCCGCGCCGCAGGGACCUGUGGGGUGUUGCUGAGGAAGGUCAACGGCACAGCCAUCGUUCAGCUGCCGUCCAAACACCAGAUCCAGGUGUUGGAGACGUGUGUGGCUACAGUGGGCCGAGUGUCUAACGUGGACCACAACAAGCGCAUCAUCGGGAAGGCGGGUCGGAACCGCUGGCUGGGCAUCCGGCCCUCGAGCGGCCGCUGGCAGAGGAAGGGCGGCUGGGCGGGGCGCAAGAUCAGACGCCUGCCGCCCAUCAAGAGCUUCGUCACGCCCGCGCAAUAAACUGAGCGUCGCAGUAACA
Rhinichthys klamathensis goyatoka is the source of this 1032-nucleotide messenger RNA. It is a transcript of the gene mrpl2, whose product is annotated as mitochondrial ribosomal protein L2. The transcript is spliced from 7 exons. Gene Ontology annotation, biological process: cytoplasmic translation. Gene Ontology annotation, cellular component: ribosome. Gene Ontology annotation, molecular function: RNA binding; structural constituent of ribosome. The coding region runs from base 150 to 1013 and encodes 287 amino acids. The record is from RefSeq and is a predicted model, not a curated record. NCBI's taxonomy places the organism in Eukaryota, Metazoa, Chordata, Actinopteri, Cypriniformes, Leuciscidae.